AUGGCCUCUGAACCGAUUUCUGAUCUAACCCCUGAACAUGCCACCAAGGCGUCUGCUGAAGAACAAGCCGAACAGGCCAUGUUCGCUAAAUACCCUUCACUCCAAAAAAUGAUGGGCGUCCCACCUGAGGAAAUUGUUGAAUCACACGACGGGCGUGAGACAAGCUUGCUCAAGUAUAUUUACAGCCAUCCCAAGCUAGACAGCGAAUUGCGCGGCUCCCCCACAGCCAUCAUGGCGGCCAUGGACGAAUUCGCCGCAAAGGAGGAGUUCUUGAUCAACAUCGGGUCUGACAAGGCAAAGCUUUUGUCUGACUUGAUUCAUGAGCAUAAGCCAAAGGUCCUGCUGGAACUAGGUACUUAUGUCGGGUACUCGGCUAUUCUCUUCGGAAACGCCAUGCGAGAGGUCAGCCUCAAAGGAAAUGAAGCGAGAGACGAGAAGCCUCGCAUCUACAGCCUUGAGCUUGAUCCAUUGAUUGCGUCGAUUGCAAUGAACUUCGUCAACCUCGCCGGCUUGGGUGACAUUGUGGAGGUCAUUGUUGGGCCCUCUGCUCACACGCUGCAGCGUCUCCAUGACCAAGGCGUCUUGGGCAGUGGUAGUGUUGACAUGAUCUUCUUGGACCAUGCUGAAGAACUUUACAAACCGGACCUUGAACUGUGUGAGAAGCUGGGGUAUCUGGAUAGUAGUGGCGCUUGUGUCGUCGCCGACAAUGUCGUCCGACCUGGUGCACCGGAGUACAGGAAAUAUGUGCGCAACAACUCUCGAUUCAGCAAGAGUUGGGGAGUGCCUUCGCUGAUCGUCCCGGGAGAUCUUCACGACGAGGUUGAGAUUAGUCUCGUUGGCGACUCGGAAGUAAAGGGGGCCGAGAAGAAGAGGCAGAGGACCGAGUAA
Talaromyces atroroseus is the source of this 888-nucleotide messenger RNA. RefSeq lists its product as hypothetical. The coding region runs from base 1 to 888 and encodes 295 amino acids. Gene Ontology annotation, molecular function: O-methyltransferase activity. NCBI's taxonomy places the organism in Eukaryota, Fungi, Ascomycota, Eurotiomycetes, Eurotiales, Trichocomaceae. The record is from RefSeq and is a predicted model, not a curated record. The transcript has 3 exons.